AUGACUCGCUGGUUUGUCGCAUCUCUCUGCACAGGACUAAUAAUAACUGGCUGCGUGAAUUCGGUUGCCACCAAGAGUCAAGAUAACCAGUGCGUACGUGACUGUGACGGGCCAUCCCCAGUACUUUUUAAUCAGCCAGUUCUCCAAACGUUGCAGAUGUUCAUCGGCGAAAUGGCGUUACUGGUCGCAUUUUGGUUUGCGAGAGGCUCAGCUAGUGCAACUUCAGCUAACAAUUCUAAGCAAUUAUUGACAGGUAACAAGACAACUAUACUGUCCCUGCCAGCCAUUUGUGACAUUCUCGCAACUACUUUGAUGAAUAUUGCCCUUACAAUGAUACCCGUUUCAGUCUACCAAAUGGCAAGGGGAGCUUUGAUAAUUGUUGUGGCGAUCUUCAGUGUUGUGUUCCUUGAUCAUAGAAUAUCUCGUUUAGAAUGGUCUGCGUUGGCUUUGGUCGUGCUAGGUGUCACAGUUGUUGGUUGUAGCGGUCAGGAAUCAAGUGUAGAUUCGGAAUCGUUUGCAUCAUUUUCAUUAGUUGGGGGCAUCUUGCUAAUUUUAUUAGCACAGGUGUUCAUGGCAACGCAGUUUGUGUUUGAGGAGCAUAUAAUGCAUAGGUGGGAUGUCAUUCCACUUCAGCUGGUAGGCUUUGAGGGUUUCUUUGGAGCGCUUGUUACUCUACUUCUUUUUGUUAUUGGUCAUGGAAUAAGUGGACAUAAGAAUCCCAAUUCAUAUUUUAAUUUGAAUCAAGCUUUUACCGAUAUGUUCUCCAAUGACUCAGUUUUGUACUCCUCUGUCGUUAUUAUGAUGUCUAUUGCCUGCUUCAAUUAUUUCGGCACAUCUAUAACUAAACAUCUGAAUGCUACUUCUAGAAGUACGGUGGAUACAUGCAGAACUUUGAUGGUCUGGUGUGUAUCACUAUCUUUGGGCUGGGAAAAGUUUAAUGCCGUGCAACUAUGCGGGUUUAUACUCCUUGUGAUGGGAACCUUGAUAUUCAACGGUGCAAUAGAAAUCCCAGAUGGCUACAUGCCUAAGUUUCUACUGGAUGAUAGGAAGCAAGGUUACACGAGAAUUGUAGACUCCGUAGAUGAAGAGAUUGAAAGAUUUUAG
This is a messenger RNA of Lachancea fermentati, 1104 nucleotides long. NCBI's taxonomy places the organism in Eukaryota, Fungi, Ascomycota, Saccharomycetes, Saccharomycetales, Saccharomycetaceae. The record is from the annotation of a GenBank genome assembly.